Molecule: messenger RNA, 889 nt
Organism: Tilletiopsis washingtonensis
Lineage: Eukaryota; Fungi; Basidiomycota; Exobasidiomycetes; Entylomatales
Exons: 1
Coding region: 21-806 (261 amino acids)
Source: RefSeq, a predicted model, not a curated record
AAGGCGCCAGCCCCAAGCCCAUGUCGGAGCUGCACCAGCAUCUCCUGGCGCACGCCUUUCUGCCACAGGCACCGCGGCAUGCCGCUCACUUCGCUGCGGCCUUCUCGCGCGAGCCCGGCGGCCAGGCAGGCGAGCGGCGAGCGCUGCCGGCCUUCUUUGCGGCGCACAACCCGAGCUGCGUGCGCUGCGAUGUGCCCCUCAUCCCCGGCAUGACGGCACGCACGGGCAGACGCUCGCGCAAGUGCUUGCUCUGCGGCACGGUGUGCUCGCCCGCAUUGACGAGCAAGCCGGCUGUGCCCUCGACGCGCGCACGGCAACGGGCAGCAAAGGCAAAGGCGGCGCAGCAGGCUCAGGAGAAGCGAGCAGCCGUGGCCCCAGCGCUGCCCGUCGCAACGUCGUCGAAGAGCGUCGAGCCACCGCGCGCGGCUCCUGCCCAGGCCGAGCCCAUCCCACAGACGCUCGACGCGAAGCGCCUGCAGAAGAAGAAGCGCAAGGCCGAGGCGGCGUCCCUCGCUGUCCCGCCGGAGCGGCCCGCACCGCCGCAUGCUGCACCAGCUCUGCAGGUACCAAGCACAUCUGCCAUCGCGGCGUCACCACCGCUCGCUCCUGCUCCUCCUGCGCCACCACCGACACGGUCCUCAAGUAGAGAGAUACCGAGCGCUCGCGGCGGCAGCAGCGCCAAGAGCGAGAAGAAGGCUGCGCUGCGCGCCAUGCUCGCGGCCGACAAAGCACGGCGAGAGCAGCAAGAGGCGGCCAAGACGGCCGCGCCCAAGUCAGGACUGCAGGGCUGGCUCGACGCGCUGUAGCGCAGCUCAAGUCUGCGUCGCGGCGCCUUCACCCAUCUGUCACGUCUCACACGCAUCUCGAUACCAAUCUCAUCACAUUCACC